CGCUCACAUUCACAAUACCGAAGUCAGUGUCGCUCGAGACUUCGUGGGAGGUGGUUGUGCGCGCGAAUUUUUGCCGAAAGCCGGCAACCGCGUGUGCGAUAGAUUCAAAACGAAAGUGACUAUCGAUAUUCGACUCACAUAUUUAACCUUACGAAGUGAAGUUUAAAAACAUGUGUGUUUAUAUGUUUUAGUGUAGUGGUUCGUGUUUAUUUAUAUCGGAUAUUUGUGUCUAAGGUGUGAAAGGAAUUAUUUCAUAGCUGUUUAUUACCCACAUACUGAAGUUUAAAGAUGUGGUCAGCGAAGAAGUGUUCCGACAACAACGCCAGCACUCCCUCGGCGGAGGAGGAGAUCAAGGUGGUGCUGGUGGGGGACACCCAGUGCGGGAAGACCUCACUCGUCCAGAGGUUCGUCUCCGACACCUUUAUUGAGGCAUACACACCAACCGGUUUUGAAAAGUAUGGCUGUACCUGCGCAGUCGCAGACUACAGAGUUAAUUUCUCCGUAUGGGAUACCUCUGGUACGGCAGCAUACGACACAGUAAGACCGCUCGCCUACCAGGAUGCAAGAGUGUUCAUGCUCUGCUUCAACAUAGCCGAACCUGAGACCUUGCACAACGCUGCCGCUAAGUGGUACAGAGAAGUAAGAACCCACGGCGGUUCAGCUCCCGUGCUGCUCUGUGGGUGCAAGGCAGACCUUCGACAUGAGAAGGAGACACUCACCAUGCUGUCCAAGCUUAGAACACAUCCAGUCACCAGCGAAGAGGCUUUAUCAGUAGCAAGACAGCUGGGAGCGAUGACCUACGUAGAAACAUCAGCCAGAGCUUCCACUAAAGGCGUAAAGGAUGCCUUCGAAGUAGCUGCCUUAGCGGCCCUCGGCAAACUAAACAAGCAGCAGAUGAAACAACAGAAACAAGUGGGUCGCAGCAAAAGCAAGCGCGACUUGAAGGCUGAGCUCAAAGGACGCGCGAAGAGUUGCUGCGUCAUGUGAUCCGUGGCCGGCCACCCGUCCCGGUGGCCGCACGACUGCUAGGCGACCACCGCCCUUCUUCUUGAACCCAACUGUUCCACACAGGAACCUUACCGGGCCUAUGUAAGCGCCUUGCGGAACACCCGACGUAUAUGUUCACUGACGAGUUCCCCCGUAUAUGGGUGGCAACUAUAUACGACACACAUAUUUAGUGUCACUAUUUAUUAUGUUUAUGUGGAAUGACUAUGUGCAAAGUGAUCAAAUAAUUUUAAUUGUAAGUGUGAUUCGUUUACGAAAGCCUAAUAGAGAACUAUUACUAUUAAUGUACUGUUAAUUUAAAGAGAGCGGAACGAAGUUCUUUGGAUUUUUAGGUGAAGAUAUCAGUAAAAUAAGAAGGUGCAAUGUAAAUUUAGCCCUGAGAGGUGGAGCGUGAGCCUGUGAUAAAGUUAAAAAUAGAAAAUUCGCGAGAAAAAAAAGUAUAGAAACGUUUUAGAUUGAAUAAAAAGGCGACAACGCUCAAUUUGGCAUUUUCUUCAUUAACAGUUGGAACAUUAUUGUAUAGCAUCACUGCAUCACGUUAGUUAGGAACAAAUAUUACGUGUUUUCAUAUACAUUGACAUAUUGACGUAAAUAUAUAACAACUCGAUGUUUUUCUAUAACAUAGCAUUUUCAUAUGUAUAGAAUGUAAUGGAAGGUAAUGAAGCUCCGUUGUUUUCUGUAGGACCAAUGUUGCUCUUAUUUUUGACGCAGUAAGUAGCUUGAUUGUUUUGGAGCUACGAGCGAAAUAUUUCAUUUGUGAUAUGUAUUAUACGUAAAUGUAAAAUUAAAAUAAAAUGCACAAUGGUGGACAAUACUAAACUACGGAGGUCCAUGCUAGUUAGUUUCACGUCCAAAUUUUGCUAUAGGUGUUAGAUUUUUGUACGUUUACAAAUAUAAUGAAAAUAUUAAAUGUUGCUUGCCUGUAGUAGUUCGUGAACCAUUUGAUAAAUUAGGAUCAUUAUUCACUGUCAUUAUGGAUAUUAAAUAUCGUUUGUUUGCCUUCAAAACAUUAACAAAGUGAACAUAAUAUUAAUAUUUUAUUAAGUGACUAAGUCCGAAUUUUAUUUUUUCAAUAUUAUAAAAAUUAAGUAAGUAUUUGAAGAGAACGCUCUUGAUUUUGCCAAUGAAUUGUGUUAUUUCAAUUUUUUCUUCGGGAAAAUUGUGUUCUAUGAAUAAAAAUUGUUGGCUUUUUGUGUUGGAAAUGUCAAAUAAUAAUAAAGGUCGGUAUUGAGUUGAGUAAUUAGAUUUACAAGUCACGUCGCCGAGCCCCAGUGGAGCCACGAUUGCUUUUCGCUCCCCAAUGUCAAGUAAAACUAAAAAUGAAAAUCAUGAAAUUAUUCAUAACACGGCUUGUAUUUUAAUUGGUGAAUAAUUUUAAAAGAUUUAGAUAUAGAACCUCUAAAAAGGACCAGGAAGCCAUGUUUAAAAAAAGAUAAUAUUAAUAUUGAAAAACUUCACGAUUUUUUGGCAAAAUCAAGGCGUUGCUUUAAAGUAAGUACAUUUUAUAGUUAGGUAUCAAAAAAAUUCUUCAUAUAUUGAUGAACAAAAUAAAAAUUAAAUGUUAUUUUGUUAACAUUAUUUUCCUUUGUUUAAAGUAUUGUAAGUCGAUAUCAAGCUUUAAAUUCAAUGUUAGCUUUAAUUAUCAUUAUAUUUAAAUAUUUAAAUUAAAUGUGUAGUUAUUAGUAUAAUUUUCAUUAAAAAAAAAAACGAUAAUCGGACAUUUUUAUUUUAUCUUAUUUUUUGUUUAAAAUGGACAAAGUGUACAUAUCACGUAAGUUUUCUAUCAAUAAGGAUUCUGACGUCAUUCGAAUAGAAAAAAAAAUGUAAUUGGAAUUAUGAAUUCAUAUUUUUAACGAAACAUUUUAUUGGGUAACAAGGCUUUUGAGACAUUUUAAUUUUAUGCAGAUAAAAAAUUAAAUUAAGAGUUUAUUUACGAAAAAUUUUCUCAAAGAAAAUAAAUUAUAUCUUAUUUGAUAUUACGUUAUUUGUAUAAUAAAUAUGAUUAUUUUGAAUUGUAUGCAUCGCAGUUGAUAACAACGUUGACUGACAUUCAAUUACUUUGAUUUAUUCGUUAAAAGAAACAAGAUUACAAUUUCAUUUCGACUUGUAAUUGGAUUGUGAGAAUUUGAUUCAUUUUGUAAAAUAUACUUUUUGCCAAAGCACUCUUUAUUUAGAUUUCAGAACUAGAAUACUUACUGAAAUAUUCGCAAUAUUUUUAUCUCGGUGGACUGAAUAUAAAUAACGGUUUGAAUAUUUUGAUUUGUUCAAAGGUUCCAAUGACAAAAGUACAAUGUACUGUCAAAACUGACAAGUGACAGUGACAGGAGUUUGGUUUGUCAAUUUGACUUGUUUUUUUACCAUUGACAGAUAGAAUAGACUUUAUUAUUGUACACCAUUACGAAAAAAUUACGGAAAAUAAACAACAUAUAAAAUAAUUGACACAAAAUAACCAGUACGUAAUAAUUUAAUUGGCGAAUAAAUCAAAGUAAAGAUAGUUAUACAAAUUAUACAGUAUACUGUAUAUAAAAGCUGUUGGAUACGAAAAGCCACAAAAUAAGAAGUUUAUAAUAACAUUAAAACCAAAAUAUUACGUAUCUUUCCCAAUCAAACAGGGUGUUUGAAACACACUGUACUUUACCAUACAAAUAAAAAAAAAUAAAAACAGUUUGACAUUUACUGCAGUUCCAAAUUCAAUUUGUAUUCUUCGAAAGUUAAGCCCAAUGACGUCAGUUUCUCAAAAUGCCUUACACUAUGAGUAUGUAUGUAUAAAAACGUUAUAAUUUUAACUAUGUACUAAUAAUAUGUAUGUUAUAUAUGUUUGUUUACAAUAGUAAACAAUGGAUUUAUUACUAGACGAGUUAACUUGACGUUAGGCCUCUUCAAUGUUGUUUGUAGAUAUCAAAUAUAGCGUUCAGUGUUUUUGA
Messenger RNA from Spodoptera frugiperda (fall armyworm), 3929 nucleotides. Its product is annotated as rho-related GTP-binding protein RhoE. Gene Ontology annotation, molecular function: GTP binding; GTPase activity. Lineage: Eukaryota; Metazoa; Arthropoda; Insecta; Lepidoptera; Noctuidae. Gene Ontology annotation, biological process: small GTPase-mediated signal transduction. Bases 289 to 987 code for a protein of 232 amino acids. The transcript has 8 exons. The record is from RefSeq and is a predicted model, not a curated record.